AUGUCGCAUCUCAAAGAUGACCCUCGAGACAGCUCACUCGAGACAAGCUAUACCUGGCCGAAGACAUGGUACCGCGACAGCACUGAUGGACUGGGCACCUCAGGGAUGUUCCUCUCAGGUCUCAUCAUGGUCACUCGCAACCGAUUCCUCGCGUGGCCCUCGUUGUUAUUCAGCAUGAGCAACCUCAUCAACUCUCAUCCAAUCCGAGCGAAAGAGGGCGGUUCUGGCUGGUCAAACCUCGCGUUGUGCAUUUCUGCACUAUUCGCGUCAUACGUCCCCAUCUUUGUGAUUACACAAACCCCUAAAGCUUGA
Cyclocybe aegerita is the source of this 312-nucleotide messenger RNA. NCBI's taxonomy places the organism in Eukaryota, Fungi, Basidiomycota, Agaricomycetes, Agaricales, Hemipholiotaceae. The record is from the annotation of a GenBank genome assembly.